AUGGCGGACCACGGAAGACAUCUGGUGCAUAGUCACGCACACGAAGAGGAUAUUCCAGGAACAGUCAAUCUACAGGCAGCUGAGGGCGAUGAUACUGGAUAUGGGCAGGCCUUGUUCCCAGUCCCCGCCGAGGAUCCCAACGAUCCUUUACAGUGGUCACCGUUCAAGAAGAAUAUGAUUCUGAUUAUAUGUGCCCUGUACUCAUUCCUGGGCAACUCGGCGUUGCUCGGCCCAGCCGUCUACAUCAGCAUAUACGCCGAGGAGUUCCAGAUCACUCCUACGAAGGCGUCUGGGCUGGUGUCAUAUUCAAACCUUGCCUACGGAUUCGGAUCUCUGCUGCUGGUCCCCCUUUACCUCAAGAUCGGCCGGCGCCCCGUGAUGCUAGUGUCCAUACUCGCGUUCGCUGGAGGACUGAUUGGGUGUUCUCAAUGUCACACAUUCCCCUCACUCAUGGCUUGCCGCGUCAUCCAGUCUUUUGGAGCGGGCGUUUGCGAGGCGUUACCGGUCCAGCUCGUCAACGACAUCUACUUCAUCCACGAACGAGGCAAGCGAUUGGGGUAUUAUACCGUGGCUUUGUGCCUAGGAGCGACUGGCCCCAUCUAUGCCGGUUACAUGCUGGCUGGUGGGUAUUCGUGGAGACUCUUCUUCUAUGUCGAAUUCGCGUUCGCCAUGGCACUUUUCAUCAUGGCUUUCUUCUUCGUUGAGGAGACGGCAUAUGAUCGAGAGAAGAUGAAGAGCAUGCUUGGGUCAGCGACAAUCGCAGGAAAUGAGAAAGGUGCCGGUGCCGGGCUUGAGGAGAUUCCCACCAACGCACCUGGCCGCAAAUCUUUUGUGUCGACGUUGAAACCGUGGAGCCGGGUCUACGAGGGGCCGUUCAUCAUGGUCAUGCUGCGAUCUUUCACCUACUUCCUGGUGCCGUCUGUGUUCUGGGUCAUUGCGACUUAUGGCAUCAACAUCGGCCUCGGAGCUCUUGCCUUCAACUACACGUUCCCUAUACUCAUCACGGCACCGCCGUAUAAUUGGUCGCCAAACAACUCUGGGUUAAUUGCUGUUGGCACGGCGAUUGGCUACUUUUUGGCCAUUCCGUUCACCACAUCCUCAGACCGUCUGGCCGCUCGGCUGACGAAAAAGAACAACAUGAUACGCGAGGCCGAGAUGCGACUGGGCGUCCUCCUCAUACCCCUACUGAUCGGUCCGGCCAGCCUGAUCCUCUACGGCUAUACUGCACAAGACAAGCUGCAUUGGAUUGGCUACUUCGUCGCAACCGCGAUGGGCGGGUGGCACUCAUACUUCUUCUUCACCUUCACCCUCGCAUAUGCCGUCGAUUCGUACACAGCCAAUAUUUCGGAGAUGUUGAUCGCGAUGAAUCUCGGCAAGCAGGCGAUCUCGUUCGCGAUGGGUAUCUACCUGCUAGAAUGGAUUCUUGAGAUUGGAUAUGUCAAGAUGAUCGGAGGUAUCUUCUGUGGCGUCCUCGUCAUCAACAAUCUGGCCACGAUCCUAUUCAUGAUCUGGGGCAAGAAGAUUCGGAUUGCUACGUCGAGGACAUGGUUGGCUAGGAUGCACAGGCAGACAGCAGUUGCGGGAGAGUCCCACUGA
Cyphellophora europaea CBS 101466 is the source of this 1596-nucleotide messenger RNA. RefSeq lists its product as uncharacterized. Gene Ontology annotation, molecular function: transmembrane transporter activity. Lineage: Eukaryota; Fungi; Ascomycota; Eurotiomycetes; Chaetothyriales; Cyphellophoraceae. The coding region runs from base 1 to 1596 and encodes 531 amino acids. Gene Ontology annotation, biological process: transmembrane transport. The record is from RefSeq and is a predicted model, not a curated record. The transcript has 6 exons.